UAAAUUAGUUUGUUGAGAGAAAAUUUUUUAUGUUACUGCUGCAGUUUUCGAGUUUUUUGAGUUCGAUAAUAGUAUUAACCUGUACAUCUGUUACGUGUAAACGAAUUUUGUGUUUUUGUGCGAUUAAAUAUCCGACUACUUCAUCAAUGGCGGUUGCUGGCUUGGGUAUCCUAAUCACAUCCAACAUGUAGUGUUCUUCCGAUUUAUAAAUCAGAAAUAUCAUUGAUACAUUUGUGUUGUGAAAUUGUUAUUAGUUAUUUUAUUAUUCAAAUAUCUGUAUUAAUGCAUAUAUGUUUUUUUCUUCUUAUUUAUAUAUAUCGAUAAAAAAGAAGCAUGUGCGGGUGAUUGCAAAGUUUGUGUAUUUGGAAUUUAAUGCUGCCGAAUUUGAAGUGUUUGUUAAAGUUUUGUGAUCUGUGAUUAAUUUAUUUCAAUUUAUGUGAAAAAGUGCUUUUGUGCAGUGUAUUUCCUUAAAAUGAAAAGACAGCAAGAUAGAGAUUCCCCUGGUAAAAAGCGUUCACAUUCAUCUGUUUCGCGUUACGAUGACAGCCCCAGGGACCGAUCUUCGCCAGAUCGCAGAGAAAGAAGAGGUUCUAAUAAAUCCCCCAAUGAUCAGAGAAGGGGACGGACUAGGGAUUCAUCAAAUGAGAGAGGUAUGACAAUUAGUCGCUCUGGCAGUGCUAUGGGUAGAGAUUCUUAUGAUGAUUACUCGCGGAAUAUGAAAUCCGAGCGAGGGCCACCGCCAGUGUCAAAAACGUUGUGUGUUUCAAAUUUAAACCAUAAAGUUGGCGAUGCUGCGAUUCGUGAUGCAUUGCUUCGUGAAUUUAAUAGAUUUGGUGAAGUGAGUGUUAAAAUUUUUCACAGUGGUAAUGAACGUGUUGCAUAUGUGUAUUUUAGAACCUAUGAAGAUGCUCGUGAUGCUCGCCAUUCUAAAGCGAGACUUGUGCUUUUUGAUAAACCUGUGCAAAUUGAACCUGUUUUUGACCGAGGUGUGUCAGGCAGGAGAAACAGGAGUAUUAGUCCUGAGUAUAGUGGUAUGCGUGGUGUGUCACCUGCUCAUUCUUCUGCCAGCAACAAUAGUAUGGGACGUCAUGUGCUCGGCAGCAGACAAAAUGCAAUUGAACGUAAUCAACCAUAUCCUCACCCUCGUGAUGAAAUGAGAAGGGAUAUGCAUAAUGAUUUUCAUCAUCAUCCUAUUCAUCGUCGAGAGGAUUCUAAAAAAGAAAAAUUUCCAAAUUAUUUGCAUCAUGUGCCACCUGAAGAAGAUGACAAAGCUACACGAACUUUGUUUGUGGGUAAUUUAGAAGUGACUAUAUCGGAGGCAGAACUCCGAAGGAUAUUUGAAAGAUAUGGUGUUGUGGAAGAUAUUGAUGUAAAGCGACCUGCUCCUGGUUUGGGCAAUGCAUAUGCUUUUAUCAAGUUUUUAAAUUUGGAUAUGGCUCACCGAGGAAAAGUGGAAAUGUCCGGUCAAUAUAUUGGAAAAUUUCAGUGUAAAAUAGGUUAUGGUAAAGCUACACCUACUACUCGCAUAUGGGUCGGUGGCUUAGGCCCAUGGACCUCAUUAUCUCAUUUAGAAAGGGAAUUUGACAGAUUUGGUGCUAUCAGAAAAAUUGAUUUUGUGAAAGGUGAAAAUCAUGCAUAUAUUCAAUAUGAUAGUAUAGAUGCUGCACAAGCUGCAUGUCAAGAAAUGAGAGGCUUUCCCCUCGGAGGUCAAGACAAAAGAUUGCGUGUAGAUUUUGCAGAUCCAGGUCCUUACAGUUAUUAUCAAUCGCCAUCCAGAGCUGGUUUUCGGGAGGAAGAAGGUUAUAUACCUCCACCACCUACUAAAAGACAAGGUUUUAGGAGUGAUGUGCAACCAGCUACAGAUGAUUAUUAUGGAGGUUUAGACAAUAACUGGUCUAGGAAUAACAUGUAUGAAAAUCAACCUUAUGAUCCUAUUUAUGAUAGAUCACCAAAGUUUCAAGGUAGAGAUUCUUGGGGACUACCUGAACAUGAGGAGCGACAUGACUAUCGGGCGUGGAAUCGUAAUCAUCAGGGUUGGUGGGAUGAUCAUCCAAGAAAUACCAGAAAUGAUAAUCCAGAUAGGAGAAAGCGUGGCAGAUCUCCAGAUAUGGAUGAUGCAGGACGUUUGGGCCAUGACAUUUAUUACAAACGUCCUCGCUCUCGCAGCCCUGAAAGGAGUGAUUUUGAACGCUCCUCUGCUAGCAAAGAUACUGUUUCACCACGCCGCAAUCGCAGUAAUGGUGGCAUUAACCGACGAAUGUCUCGAGAAGGCCAUUUGGCUUCUGAAGGAAGACAGGAAUUUCGCAAAGAUUAUGAUUAUGAUUCAGCCAAAAGUGAAAGGAAUCGUCGACAAGAUUUUGACAAAAAAAGACAGCUUCAUGAAAACCUUUUAAAAGACGGUGUUGCAGUAGCUGAAAGUGUCGACAACUUACAAGAUUUGGCAAAGUGUUGUCCAGUUGCUUGGCAUGGUGGAUUAGUUCUAAAGAAUAGUGCAUUUCCUACACGAAUGCAUGUAUGUAGUGGUGAUCCUUCAUUGGUCGAUUACAUGAUGAAAGACCUUGCUUGUGAAGUUCCGAUGCUUAGGAUUACUCAAAGAUUAAGAUUAGAUCCUCCUAAACUUGAUGACGUGUCACGUCGGAUAUCCUCUGCAGGACCUCAUGGGCACUGUCUACUUUUAACAUUUCCUGGUCCAAUACAACCUGGAGAAGACCAGUCUGCUUCAGUGCAGCAGCGCCCUCUUCGAAAUCUUGUAUCAUACCUUAAACAAAAAGAGGCAGCUGGUGUUAUAUCACUGCCUAGUAAUACAAAAAAAGAAGGGAAAGAUGCAAGUGGUGUUAUGUAUGCUUUCCCACCAUGUUCAUUUGCAUUGGAUUUAUUAAGACGUAUUGCUCCCAAUUUAACAUCAGACUGUUCCAAAGAGGAUCACUUGGUAGUGGUGGUAGUUAAGGGAUCGUCAUAAAUACAAUUUUCACAAAUGUUUUAGCCAUGCAUAAGACAGAAUGGUGUUUGUUUGAAUAAAGUGUUUAUGUGAUCUGCCUAAAUCAAUACUUCUCAAGUGCGUAGUUACAUAUGUGUGAACCAUUCAGUGCCACAGAUGUGAAGGGUUAAUUCAGUUAUUAUUUUUUUCCCAUAAUACUUCUGCUACCCAUAUUCAGCUCACAUUUUUAACAUGUUGCAUUUCAACAAAAUGUGCAUUUUACUCAUUGUGAUAUACAACCAUGCUGUUAUCCUUUAUUUAAUAUAAAUUUUCUUUUAUCUUCUAUUUUACUUCAAAUUGGAAAAUGAUUAUGCAACAAUAUUUUAAAUCAAAACUGGCACAAUCAAUAUUAAAAGUGAACCAAAGUGGCUUGGUGCAUCAUACUGUAAAUUUCAUUUAAAUGUUAUGAAAUUUGUUGAAUACUUAAUUAUUUGUGCUUCAUUUUUUAUGCAAAUAAGAAUGUCGUGAUGAAAAUAUGUGGCGUCGGAAAUUUCUGUGUGAACAAAAAUCUCAAACGUUUAGAUUGUUAAAAUUUUAUCUUUUAAGACAUUGUGAACAUCAUUUCUGUAUGUUUGAAACUAUGUUAUGCAAAAAAAAAAAAAAAAAAGAAAAAGAAAAUAGCAUUCAGAUGAAUAAUAUUCAUUAUUGUCUACUUGCAUAUAUUCUACUGCCAUUUUUAAUUUUUGUCAUAAAAGUGUAUAUACACAUCUUUGUUAAUUUUGUGUUUAAGCAUGUGUAAGUUAAUUGUUGAAAGAAAAUUGAAUGAAUGCAAUGGUAUUAACAAUUGAUAUUAAAGAAAUCAUUUAAUUUGUUUUAAAAAAAUUAACUUUUAUAUUUAAUAUUUAUGCUCAGUAUAAUUAUUCUUGGAAAUAAGAUUGAAAUUUCAGUUUUAUCAUGGGAUUAGUAGUCCUUUGAAUUAAAGUGGCUUACUCUACAGCUUUGGUGUCUAACAUCUAAAAAGCAAAUAAGUUUUACAUUACAAGUUUGGAGAUUGUAGUUUUCUCAAUUUUACUGAUUAACCACAGUGGUUGUUAAUAGGAAAAUCCCAAAAUUUUCAUAAUUAUUCAUUUAUGAGAGUAAAAUGAAUAUUUGUGCAUCCUCUGGGAUAGGUUAAGUUAAUCAUCAUGCUGUUGAAGUAGCCAGUUUUGAGAACUGUUUUUUUUUUUUUUUUUUUUUUUUUUUUUUUUUUUUUUAAGUUGUAAAUAAUAUUGUUGAUAAUGUCAUAUGUAUCAUAAGUUAUGAAUUAGAAUUGCAAAAUUUACAGGUUCACUGUAUCUGCUAACAUAAGUUGGUAAAUUUAAUAGAAUUGUAGUUAAAAAUAUAUAUAAAGUAUUUUCUAAAUAAAUAUUAUUUCAGUUUUCCUUAUAUUUUAACAGAUAGAUUAUUUAUAAUAAUUAUAAUCAUAAUACUAGAAAAAGAGAAAAGAAGGCAAAUAGUGUUGUUGACAAUUUCUCUUUCUGUGUAUUCAUACUGUAGGGGUUGUGUGGCUAAAAAUGCUAAUUUUGAUGCUGUGUGUAGUGUGCAAAGCAUCUUGCAUUUUGAAAAGAAUUACAUUUCAUAUCUUUGGCAUGCAGUUUUUGUGUAUAAAAAUUUAGGGCCAAUAUUUGAUCUUUUGACAUCCUGUGUUUUCCCUAAAUUUUUGAAUUUUUUCUGCCCAUUGUAAAUUUUCAUGACAGCUUUCUCGGUAAUGCUGUUCAAAUUGGAAAAAUAUACUUAAUUAUUACAUUUAUUGUAAGGGGAAGGUCUUGAUUGCAGCAUGACUAUAGAUAUAUGUUUUAUUAAUUUUUGUAUAGUACAUAAAAACUUGCUUUCAAUGUUCUGUUGUGUAUUACAAUUUUAGAAUUAUGAUUCCACCCCUUUCCAUCAGUGCUGUUAAACUUUCCAGUUCUUCCAAAUAGAUUUGGGGAAAAAAUAGGAACCAUUUCAAAAUGGUUUGUAGCAAUAAACUACACUUCUUCAUCAUAUAUACAUUUCCUAUAACAGUACUUCUUAGUUAUGCCCUGGCUACACUUUUUGGCAGCCCUGAAAGAGUCAAACACACAAGUGUAACUAGAAAUAGAUGUGUUGAUAUCUAUAAACUAUUCUUAAAAGCAGAAAUUGUUUGCUGUUAAAAAUGCGACAUUUACCUUCUCUUUCACGAGGGGUAAAAAAGCUUGUAAUGGAAAAGUAUGCUCAAUACUAUAAACCACUUUUAACAUUUCUUUUUAUUUAGGAAUAGUGUCAGUUUUAUCAUUUCUCGGUGUUAUAGUAACUUCAGAUGAAUUUAUGAAAGUAUGUCAUUUCAUUAAUAUGUAUAACUUAUAAAAAAUUAAUCAUUAAUUUAAAACUGAUUAAAGUAAUGUAUCCUUUAAUUAAAUAAAUGUCCUUCUCAAAUCCUUUAGUGAAAGUAUCCAGAUCUAGGUUAAGCUUUUAGUAAUUAAUUGUUUUGAUACAUAUAAUAUUGUAAAACAAGAUACCAGAUGUUAAAAAAACAAAGUGUUCCAUUCUAUUUGAGGAUAGUUUGAAUUGUUUUUCCAGUGUACGAAUGUAAAAUCAUUAUUGGAGUAAAUCCAAGUUACGAGCUUUUAUGUUUUCAAUUGUUUAUAUGAUAAUCUUUUAAGAAAUAAGGCUGGUUCACUUUGGUUUCAUUUGUGUUUUUCGGAACAGCAUUGUUAAUUUUCAAAGCAGAACAUUUUGGUCCCAUUAAGUUUUUUUUUUUUUUUUAAAGCAGGAUAUAUUUGAAAAAUAUUUUUUGAUUGCACCACAUAGAGGUAUUGUUAGCAUAGCAAUCUUUUUUUUCUUUACUUUAUUGUUCGUUUAACGUACAUGCUUACAUACAUAAUGUAAUUAAAUAGUUAUAUACAGUAUAAAAAUGCAUAAUUGCAUAUAAAUAAGGCUAUUAAAAAAUCUUUAACUUUGUCCAGGAGCAAAUUUUCUGCAAUUCUUCACAGGUAUUCCUGUAUUGUGCAGCUAUUACUGUUGUACCAGAAAUUUGUUAUGUUUUUAGAAAUUUUUCCUAACAUUUUGGUUGUACUAAAAUGCUGGUACCGUAAGUCAUAGACCAGCUGUUCUGUUUGUUUAACUGAUUUAAUACAAGUGACCUGGUUUUCGGCCAGUUACAACAUUCAGCAUGCUUUUCAGUCUUGAAAUAAUCAUAUCUGGUUUUCAUUUGAAAACAGGUAAUUGGUUAUUGUUGGGUAUUGGUUGAAAUUGGGUUAUUGGUUAUGAAAUGGGUUGAGCAAUGGAGAGCUAUUUACUUAAGGGCAAAGAAGACUUUCUGAUAGAAUUUGGUUCAUGUUCAUUCUUCACAUGGAGAAAACCUUUAGCAGUCAUCCUUUCGGCUGGCAUACAAACCCACCAGUGUUCAAAAGUCUGAUCUACUUGAAUCCAAUGGAUUUUAAAAUUGGCUGUAUUACUUCCUUUCACUUUUUAAGUUUUUUAAUAACUAUUGUAUGGAUGUUAUAUGUUUUUAAUAUUAUAGUAGUAAAAAGAGUAAAAGUAUUGGCACUCUUCUGUUAUCAGGACCGGAUUCAGGAAUGUCUAUAUGUAUAUGCAUUUCUGAAUCCAGUCCCGAUAACAGAAUACCAAAGGGUACUGUUCUGUUAUCAGGACCGAAUUCAGAAAAAUAUUGAAUGUAUGUGUAUAUAUAUGCACAUAAAUUCAUACGCACGUGCAUACAUCCCUACAUUUUUAAAUCCGAUCCUGAUAACAGAACAGUACGUACCAAACUAUUACUAGAAAUAAAAGUUUGUAUAUGAAAUUUAUAGAAAUAAUGGGUCUGGAAAGAAAAGAUAAGUUUGAUGACAGCUGUUACAUACAUACUUGCUCAACAUGCAUUAUAACCAUGAAAAGUACAAAAUUAUUAGAAUUAGAUUUAUUAGGCUACGACACACAAACACUAAGUGAGCAGCUGGGUUUGAAAAAUAACACUGCCAAAUGAUUUAGUGCAUAGCAUUUGCCGAGUUAUCCAUAAUUCUCUAAAGCGUUUUAAGAAUUUAUAACAAUUUAAUUAUGCACAAAUGCUGGACAUGUCCACAUUUUCUGAAAUUCUGUGCAAUAAAUUGUGUUAUCCCAUGCAUGUGCUAGUAUAUCUUGAUAAGCCAUAGCAUUAUUGAUGUAAUUGUGAUGAUCUUGAAUAUUAAUGAGAAGUAUGAUUGACAAAUCUUCACAGGAAAAUGUCAUAUGGGGUUAAAUCCAAAAGCCAUAUGCGAUGACUAUUGCAUAAAUAAACUUCUUUUCUAGAAUGACCUAUCCACCGUAGUGAUCAGUUUUGAUUUGAGAUAUUCGUUGCAUGUGGUCUCUACUUUUUUUUUGGGGGGGGGGUAACAUUUAGCUAAGAUAAUUUUGAUAAUGGUGUCUGUGGUAAUGGGUUAGAAAAAUAUUUUGAAAAGAGGCAUCAUCACUAGUUUUCACUGAACUGUAUCAGUUGACUUUUCAGUUAUGUCCAGAAAAAGUCCUCUUCCCAGUAAUGCACCAUUGUCUACCAUGGCACCAAAGGUGAACAUAUUGAGCAUUUGUGGAAUAUUUUAGAAGAAAUUAUAAUCAAUGUUCCUCUGCUGCAGUGCAGUUGAACAUACUAUUAGUUGUGUAGUUUAUUUGCUGUGAAUUUUAAAAUUGUGCUAUGGACUUAAGUGUUACACUGUGUAACAAACUGAAGUAUAUUUGAAUUCAAAGUGUAUUUUUAGAUUUGUUGAUAAACAAAUGAAAUUUUAGGUUUCUCUUCUAUUUAGUGCUUUCAUCUAAGUGAAAGGAUUAAUUUAUAGAGCUUUCUUAUUUUAUGUUAGCAGAUGAAAUGAGCUGUAAAUUUUGUUUGGUUAUGAUAUUGUAAUAAAUAUUAUACAUCAUUAUAUGGUGUACAUGAUAUUACUUUCCUUCAUUUUCUUUUUAAUCUAUAAUGAAUUAUACUUAUUGCUUAAACUGCACAUCAUAUGUUAUAAAUUUAAGCAGAAUAAUACUGUAUUUUUGAAUGGUAUACUUAGGAGCAUUGGUUAUUUUUAAAAGUCCUAAGUAAAAUACACAGCAUUUAAAUUAGUAGCAACAACAAUUUGGUUGUUGCUACUGCUGCUAUUCACAUAAAAGGAUUUUUUAUAGUAUUUUAUAUUAAGUGAAUAUUGUUUUGACAGUAUUAUAUAAUGUUUAUAAUUCUUUUAGGUAGUCAGCAAACACAUUUAUGUUUUAGAAAUAAAAAAGUAUAGGUAACAAAAAAACUGCAUAAUGAACUUUGGUUUUGUUUAUAUAAAGCGAUUAAAUCUGUGUCUUUCAGUAUCAUUCAGUUGUAAAUUGGAUUGUAGCUUCUAGUGCUGUUAGGGUUAAGUUUGUCAUAUAUUGAUUAAUUUUCACAUAUUCAUUUAAUAAUAUAUGUAUGUAUACAUAUCUUGAAAAUAUUUUCAAAGGUGUUUUAAUUUGUAUAAAAAAUAAGAGAUGCUGUUUUAAGUGAUAACUAUAGAAUUGUGUGACAUAUUUCAAAUGUUUUCAAACGUCUUAUUGUUUUAAAAAAGGGAGGUGCAGCCUUACCUCUUUAUGGAUAACAUUCUUUAUUUUUCUCAUUAAUAAAUUCUAAUUUAUUAUUAUGCUUAAGUGUUCUUAAUGGUGAAAACAACACUAAUAAUGCUUUAAAAUGGUGUGUUUGUCAUUAUAUUAUGAAAUUAUGUGAUAAAAUUUGUUUUGUUAUUAGGAAUCAUAAAAAGGAAAGUUUGAAGGCAAACUGAAAAUUGAUUAAAUUUUUAAUGUAUGUAAUGAUAGUUGAAAAUUAAUGUAAUCAUAUUAUUUUACAGAUUUAGUUAAAAAUGUCUUUAAACAAUUAACCAAAGAAAAUUUUAAUUUGUUGUCAAAGAACAUCUAUCGAGAAUUGUUCUGAUUUUUUUUCUUUUUAACGUAUCAUUAAUUCAACAUUAGUUUAUAAGUAAUUCUGUUUGCAUGUGACUGCAAUAGUUGCAUCCUUGUAAACAGAUCAGUAUGUGAGAAGUUUUAAAAUGUAUGUGUUUUUUAAAUAAGCAUCAGAAAGCAUUUUAUAAAGAAUCACUUACUGUUUGUAAUAUCUGCUUUUUUAACUGGGCAAAAGAAGAAAAGGUCUUAAAUAAGAAAAAUAUCCAUAAGUAAGAACAAAUUCAGUGCUUAAUAGUAUAUGGAAUUUUUAGCUUGUCAGAUCUUAAACGGAUCAAAAUCAUCAAAUUUAAAUUACAGACUUCAUAUAUCUGCUAUUUAUAUAUGUUUAAAUUUGCAGGUCCAUUGUUGAAAUUGGAAAAACAGUCAUUAAGAUUAUGAAAUUUAGUAUUUGGAAGUUAGUUAAAAUAUUUUUAAAUAAAAUUGUAUAGUAGAAAUACUCUGUUCAAUCUAGGCUAAUCAAAUAUUAAAAUAUUUUAUUAGAAUUUGAAUAAUUUGCCUUAGUAUAUCUGGAAAUUUUUCUGGCUAUGUAUGCCAUUCAGGUUUUAUUAAAUGUAAUUAAAAAUUUUAUUGCUGAGAAAUUUAAUCAAGUUGUCUAAUAUGUAUUAUAUUCUAUGAUCAGAACCUUUUAAAUAAAACAAGUAUAAGUUUUUUUGUUCUUUUAAUAAGAAAUGGGAGAAUGUUCUUUUUUGGAGGGAAGGCACUAAUACAGCAGUAUUUUCCCCUCAUUCAUUGGCAUUAAAACUCGAUUGAAACUAAUGUGGGAAUGAGAGAGACAUAUAGGUAAACAUUAGUAUAGUUUGAUCUAAAAUUUAGUUUAUAAUUUAUAGAAUCUAAAAUUUAGUUCUAUAGAGAUCUAAAAUUUAGUUUAUAAUUUAUAGAUUUUAUCGUAUUAUAGAAGAAAAAUAUGAUUAGAUUAUUAAAUGACUGGAAAGUCUGAAAUUUUAAUACAUACCUAAAUGUAAAGCUUUUUAAAAGUGAAGAUUAUUUCUGUUUUUUGUUUUUCACCAAUUUUUUUUAAAGUCAAUUAAAACAAGAAUAUACAUAACAUCAAAUGCAUCAUUAAAUUCAGUUUUUGAAACUUCUGAUAGUUUUGUAACUAUCAGGGAAUCUUUUAUUAAAUCAUCUUUAAUUGUCUCAAUUCAUCAUUGUCAUAUAAAAUUUCACUGACUAUUUCUUGAACAUUUCUCAGUUCUACUGUCUUCAGAUUUUCAUCCAUGUGUAAAGUUUUUCAAAACUAAUCAGUUUGCCUGAUAAAGUAUUCUAUUCUGCAUCAUUUACUAUAUCUACUGUAGUGAUUUUUCAGUUUCAUUUUCUGAAACAAAUUUUGCUUUCAUGAGGCUAUCCUUAUGGCAAAUUUUGGGGAUAUUCUUUAAUGAAUAACGUUAAUUGCAGAUUCUUGAAGACAAAUACUGCAUUUUUUUGUAUAGAAUUUCAAAAAGUCUUUAAAUGAAAGAAUUUCUCUAUGUUUUUGUACAAGUAACUAUUCCAAGCUUUAAACAUCUAUAUUAUGCAAGAAAAUCUUCUAUUCCAAAAAUCUGUAGGAUGAUAAUUGCUUUCCUUAGUAAGUCACAGCUAUUAGUUACAUUGGAGGUAAAAGCUUAUUGAAACCAUAGUACAAGUACUCUUUCCAUCCAAUCAGUUUCCCAUUUUAUAGCGAGUUUUAAAAUUUUCUGCUGAAGAUAUCUUUAGUGCAUUAAGCAAGCAUCUCCUCACACAUUUUAAUCAUUUCUGAACAAAAAUUCAGAACAGUAACUUAUCCAUCUUCAAAACUGUGAAAAUUUACUCACCAUAUUAUGUUCACAGCAAAAGACUGUUCAAGUGAGAACAAGUAAUUUGUUCAUGUCUGAUUGAUAUUAAUCCUUUCUUUGAUACAAAAAUACUGAAUUACCUUCUUAGUUGAAAUAAUAGAUGCAUAGAGCAUAACCAUAAAUAAAAUAUAAGAAUAUGCAUGGAUAAAAGAUCAAAAGAAUUAAAAAGAGCCAAUAUGAAAAAUCAUAUGCUGCAGUGAAGCAUGUUAGCAAAAGGUAUAAAUGAAAAUUUCUAUGAUAGUAUGUAACAGAGAGAUAUAUUUUAAAUUGCAAUAUGCAAGUGAAAUUCCUGUCACAUUUUUGCUAAAUAAUCAAAGCAAUAUAUAGUGAUUUGUCACUUGUAAAUCUGCAAACAGACUUAUAAUUGGGAGAUUAUUGUAUAUUGCUUUGUCUUUUUAAAUAAUUUUCAACCAAAUAUAUGUUAAUAGAAUAAUGUUAGCAAGACAGAGAAAAUAAUUAUAAAUUUACUUCUGUAAUCAGGUCCAUAUCAAGAGUGACCUUACCAUAAAUAUUCUGUAGUGAGAGUUGCGAGUGAUUUUAAGCCAUUGAAUUGCAUUUGUAUUAGCAUUAUUUGCUCUUAACUUUUCAGAUUAUUACUGUAUAUUCCGACAUAUAACACACAUCUGUAAUUUCAAACUAUGUUUUAAAGUUUUUAGGUAUAAUCAGGAUAUAACGUGUACCCUUUUCUUUAAGAAGAAACCGAGAGAUACAAGUGCGAUGCUCUUACCUUUUAAAGUAAUUCAUUCAGAGAUUUUUCCCAGGCUUUGGAAUAAUGGUAUACUGAAUUGAUAAGCAGAAGGUGGUGGGGGUAUUCAAUGCAGAUGUGCACAAGAAUGUUGUUCUAGGGUUUCUUGAAAAGAUAAACAUAAUUUCAGGUAAGAAUGCACUUCUGACCUGAAUAAAUUUAUGGAAUUAGGAGUCAGAUAUUUUCUCUGAAAGAAUGAGAGCACACGUAAAGGAAAUAAUCCAAUAAUGAAAAUUUUAUAAGUUUGUAAGUUGUGUCAUUUCUUUUAAACAAACAGCAUUUAAGUUACGUGGGAAAAUCUAAUAUCUAUAUGCUCUUCUUUUUCUUAUUUUUAGAUAUAUCGGUUUUAUAUUCGGCAUAUAACGCACACGUGUAAAUUUCAAUUUUGUUUUUUUAUUAAAAAUGCACAUUAUAUGCCAAAAUAUGUGGUAAUUCUUAUUAUUUAUAGGCUACAGCUUUUAUUAGUUUCCCUUUUUAUUAUGUAAUUUCGAUUUAUAUCAAAAAGCCCAUUUAUCAUUUCCUUUAUUGUGUAUUUUAAAUAGCCAGAUAGAUCUUUUCUUACCAUUCAGUGUUCCUUCACGAAAUGUUUUUGUCAAAGUGUUCAGUUUUUUAAUACCAAGUUAACUGCCAAAUCUUUACUCAUGCUUUUCAUAGUAAAAUUAGCUAAAUAGGACUGUUAGAUUUUGUUUAGUAUUUAUAUCUGUUCUUAUGAACUUAAAUAUUUAAAAAAAUAGUUAUUUUUUAAUUUUUCUUUUCAAUACCCUUCUUUAAUUUUUCAUCUGAGGCAAAUGUAAAUGUAUUUAUAUUUCAGUUAAAUAGUAUUGACAUAGAAUUUUAUUUUGUAAUCUGUAGUUUGUUUUUAAAUAUGCAGAUUUGUUCCUUGCAUGAGAAAUUACAUUAAUUCCAAAUGACAAAUGCUAUUCACUUUUGUAAAUUUUAAUUCUGUUAUUCAGAAUGUAAUGUUGUUGUAGAAUAGUUUUUGAAAUUGCUUGCACUAAUUUCAUAAUCUGGGUAAAUGAAAAGGCAUAGCUUAAGCUUGUUUUAUAGGUACUUCGUAAAUAAAUUAAAAUUAUGCCGAAGAAAUAAAUGUUUACUUUUUAUGCUAUUCAGCACCAUUCAUUUAUAAUCAAUUAAGUGACAUAUGUAUUAAUAUAUAUGUAAUUCAUGAUAGUGCAUCUUUUUUGUUUUGAAGAUUUUUUUAAUAUUGCAAUAAAUACAUAUUUUAAAAGAUAACAAAAAUAUGUGUAAUAUAAAGUUGAUAAAAAAAACACUAGUUUUAAAACUAUUUUUGUAAAAUGCUAUUGCUUUUGAAUAAUCUUAGUUUUACUUGACGGAAGGGAAAAAAUUAUUCAUAAUCAUUCAGUAUUUUUUUAGCAACAAUGUAAUUUAUGUUGUAGAAUUUCAUGUUUCCUUGAAGGUGAGUUCGUCAUACAGAAGUCAAGUUUUUGUGGUUUAUGACUAAAUUUUUACUAAACAUAACUUUGAGCAUUGUAUAAAAAGUUAGAUUUUUAAAUUUUUACAAAAUUGAUUACUUAAAUUUUAAAAUGCAAAAACACGAAUAUUUGCCUUAUGUAAAACAUUUUUAUAGUGGAAAAUAUGUUUCUAUGAUCAGUAGCUGCAAAAAUAAAGGCAACAUAUGCAUUUUUAUGAACACUGUGGAUAUUUUUUUAACAUAUUUUCUUAGUGUUGUUAACUAAAUUAUUUUCUUAAUGUUAUUUUACUUUUACAUAUGAUCGCUUUAUGUAAAUUCUGUCAUAUAAAAUAUAAUGCACUGCAUUUAGUGAGUAUUAUACUUUUAUGUGAAAUUCUUCCUACUAAAGACCUUCUACUAAGCAUUGUUUAAUAGCUCUAAUGAAUGAUUUGUUUUAACAAAUUUAUUUUAAAUAUGUUCUUAAGUGACAUAAAUGUUUCCUUUUAUAGUUUUAAAUUAAAAGCAAUAAAAUAAAAUAAAGUCUAAAAACUUGUGAUGUGCAGUUAAGCUCUUAUCAAUAUGUAUACAUAAAAUAAUUAAGAAAGAUAUAAAUUGAAUAUAGUUUUGAAUUUAUGGUGUUACGAAUGCACAAAAUUAAAUGCAACUGAGUGUGAAGUGUAUAAUAGUAUAUGUAAUAAGUAGUUGACCUUACUAAAUCUUAAGGAUUUAAUUUUGAGGUUUUGUAAUGAGCUGAUGUAUAUUCUUAAAAUAAAAAUGAGCCUGUAUAAACACUGUAAAUAUUGAAACAUUUGAGAGAUAAAUAGAAAUUUAAUUCAUUUUAGAUCAUCUUUCAUUAAAGUAAGUUAGUUUCUUGUUUAUUUAAAGCAGUUAAUAUAUUUUCUAUUCCAAAAGUACUAAAAUAAAUUUAAGAAGCAUUUUAACUAAUUUGUGUAUCAUGCAAAAUUUCAAAGUAUUCACUCAAAAUUUCGUUAUAAAGAGCAAAUUCUCUACAUUUUUUUAAUCAUUUCUGCAAGUGUUAUUGAAUAAAUGUUUUCCUUAAUUCAUUCUUUUGAUAUCAAAGCAGAUUUUUAUGAAAAUAAUUUUUGCAACUUGUGGAUGCUAGUGAAUAUAGUCUAUAUUUAAUAUUAAAUUACAUAUCAGUUAUUUAUAAAUAUGUGUGAAAAAGAUAUGGAUCUUAAAAGGUGGAGUGUUGAGUUUUUGCUAUGUUCUAAAUGUAUUCAAAUUUGAAAAUCUGAUAUGUAUAUAAAAUUAUUUCUGUAUUAUUUUUAAGGAUGCAAUUAUAUAACUUUUAUGAUCUAAAGUUGUGUCUUUUAACCAUUUUCUGUUAAAAAUUUUGUCUGAAUAUUUGGAAAGUAGAUUUCUAAGUUAUAUUAUAAUUUUUUAUGCAAAUGAAGAUUUAAUGUAAAAAAAAAAAAAUGGAUAAAUUAAGAACUCAGUGUUUUUUCUUUGAAUGUACGCACUGAAUAACUAUCAAUAUAUUUUCAUAAAUAUUAUAUGUGUUAUACAAAAUAUCAGAGAGAGAUUCAAUUUUUAUAUUAUUUACAAUAAUAAAAAUUUUAACUCUACCUUUGCAAUUUAUGAGUUGCAAAGGUAGAACUUUCAUUAUUAAUGAGGCUGUGAGUAAAACAUUUUGCUUAAAAUACGUACAUUUGAUAUUGAAAAAAAAAAUAUUUUCAUAACGUGAAUCAUUUUUUUGAAUGCUGUAUCACUGGUGAACUUAUUUGUAGAUUUUUAUUUAUUCAACAGAAAAUACUCAUAGAAAUUAAAUAAGUGUUUCAUCCUUCUUAGAUGCUUUGCAAAGCAGUAAAUAGACAUGUUAUAAAUAGCAUGAUAUGUUGGUUUUAAUAUUAUAUUCAGCAAUGUUAUACAUUUGAAGCAAAUAAAUUAACAUUUCUGCUAUUAACUGUUGUGAGCAUUCAUUUGAAAUCAAAAUAAAUGAACUCUGAAUACUUAAAUUGUUCAAAACUUCUAUGGAAUAGUUAUCUACACAGUAUUUUUCACAAAGUGUGUAUUCUCAGACUCCCUGUGAAAUCUUACAAGGUUUGUCUAAUGAAGGUGUAAAUUUAGACGUCCAAAACAUUCAUUUAUAUAAUAAAUCUGUGUAUAUUUUCAUUUUACUUAUUUUGUAAAUUAACUUAGUCCUCACAUUUGUAACUGUAAAAAUUUUGAGACAUCAGAAACUAUUUUCAUUGCUGAAGUGAAAUGUGUCCUUCACUCCUGUAUGGCACUAAAUGAUUGUUAGUAAAGUGUUAUCUUAAAAUA
Stegodyphus dumicola is the source of this 15089-nucleotide messenger RNA. It is a transcript of the gene nito, whose product is annotated as RNA-binding protein spenito. The record is from RefSeq and is a predicted model, not a curated record. Gene Ontology annotation, molecular function: RNA binding. Lineage: Eukaryota; Metazoa; Arthropoda; Arachnida; Araneae; Eresidae.